Gloeophyllum trabeum ATCC 11539 is the source of this 591-nucleotide messenger RNA. RefSeq lists its product as uncharacterized. The coding region runs from base 64 to 528 and encodes 154 amino acids. The transcript has 2 exons. The record is from RefSeq and is a predicted model, not a curated record. NCBI's taxonomy places the organism in Eukaryota, Fungi, Basidiomycota, Agaricomycetes, Gloeophyllales, Gloeophyllaceae.
GCGGGAUUGCAUCACUUCAUUUCGCUGUUAGACUUUAAUUACAGUAUUUACAGCGAUACAGCCAUGGCGCCGACGAGAGCGCAGCUGCUGAAAGCCGCACAGGCGCUCUGCGACGACUUUGCCGCAAAGAAAGACCUCGACGCGCUCCUCGCGCACUUUAGCACGACUCACCAAGCCACCGCCGUCGAGCACGGCGAGCCCUGCCUCGCGCCCUUCCUCGGCCGCCCCUUCACCGGCCACGACAGCAUCAGAAAGUACUUUCAGCUCCUCCAGGAGCACCUCUCCUACGAGGACAUGCGCUUCUCCGAGUGGGUGGUCGACGCGGAGGCGGGCAGGGUCGCGGUCAAGGGCCAGGCGGACUUUACGUGGACGGCCACGCAGGAGGCGUGGAGCGAGACGUUCCAUUAUGCGUUGGAUUUCGACGAGGAGCUGAAGGUGACGGAUUAUCAGGUCUGGGCGGACUCGGGGGCUGCAUAUCUUGCGAGGAAGGGGCGGUUGAGCGAGGAACGGAAAGCAGAUACAAAGUAAACUCGAUAUUGUUGCUGUAAUGUAAGAUACUCUUGAUGAAGAAUGUCAUAAAUCGUACCGUUC